CGAGCUGUAUCCUCGUCUCCUUACGGUCGUACGCACGUUUGGAAGCGACGGCAAAAGAAACUGCCCAAUCCAAUGGUCCCCGUCUUCCCCCAACGCCUUGUCCGCGUAGAUGGCUCUACCAUUGUUCACUGGACCACUUCCCCGCGUUCCGUCAUCCGCCUCACGCGCGACACGACGAAUAACCCACUCUGGAACGCAGCUCGAUUUGUGGGUAUGGACGAGGAGGAAGAUGAGGUCACUGGGCGUAUGGGACGGUUCAGCAGGCGGUUCGCCGACUUGGGUGGGCAGAAGUCGGACUUGGACUGGCUGGACGAGGCGAGC
Molecule: messenger RNA, 321 nt
Organism: Dichomitus squalens LYAD-421 SS1
Lineage: Eukaryota; Fungi; Basidiomycota; Agaricomycetes; Polyporales; Polyporaceae
Exons: 1
Biological process (GO): mitochondrial translation
Cellular component (GO): mitochondrial large ribosomal subunit
Molecular function (GO): structural constituent of ribosome
Source: RefSeq, a predicted model, not a curated record